UCCAUAACAUAGAAGAGUUACACUACGAUUUAACACUCUAUAUUGACGAAUAAUAUCGGGAUUAAAAAAACAACAAAAACGCAUACGACAGAGGACAAAGGUUGAAAAGAAUGGACAGUUACGGUGUUACCUUAUUGCUAGUUUCAACCGCCUUUGCUGGCAUUUAUUUUUUAGGUCUCCCAAAUCCCUACACAUUACUGGAGCUGUUUGUGAAAUUUAUUCUACUCCUUGGUGUAGCCACCUUUUUCAUUCAAAAUGGAGCAUCAUGGCUGAAGAAAUGGCAGCAAAGCAAAAGGAAUUCUGAAAAUUCUGAUAUUGACCCAAACAAGUAUGAAAGCAAAGAAAGGAGAUAUAAAGAAAAAAUUCAAGAGGAGCACUUAAAAAAGACAGAAAGCUACAAAACAAGAAUUCUUAUUCCAAGGGAAGAAAAAAAGGAAAAAAUGAAAGAGGAAGAAUUUCUGCGAUUUCAGGGUCCAGCCUGGAAAGGGGAGGGUCAUGAACUUGGGGGGUCUCGAAAAUCAAGGGAUGGCACAUCUGAGGAUGCUGCCAGAAACCGCAUCUUACCAGAAAAUAUCAACCAAGAUGCAGCAGAGAGAGCACGGCAAAAAAUUAACCAACGCCGGAAGAAACAUACUAUAGAAUUACCAGAAGAACCAGAGGAGGAAAACCCAAACUGUACAACUGUCUGUCUGCGUACACCACUAGGACUAAAACAGCGGCGAUUUGACAGGGAAAACACAAUACAGAAUGUGUUGGACUACAUGACAUCCUUAGGAUUUAGUCAGAGGCAUUACACUGUGUCAACAUCUUAUCCCCGCCAGAGCCUACAGGAGCAAAGGGAAACAACUCUGGCAGAGAUGGGAUUUUAUAGUAAAAUUGUUCUGAAUGUAGAAGAAAUAGAAUAGUGCUUAGAGAGUAAAUCUGCUGUUACAGUUCAUUUCACCCAACUGUGAUAUUAUUAACAGUUCAUUUUAUUUUGUAUGGUAUGAAAUCCAUAUUACACACAACAACAAAAUUGUAAAUGAGAAAGCAUUUAUAGGUGUUCUGAUUUAUUUUGUCGGAUAUCGAUUGCUGUGUGUUUAGUCCAUUGUUGUGUAUCUUUUAAUAAAAUCUUAAUAUGGGAUGCAUACGUCACCACACCUCUGACACAGAAGUCAGCCCUGGGGCAGGGGCUUUGAUGUUUGAUUGGAUCUCUUUUGGUUGUAUUGUAAACAAGUUUUAAUUCAUUGAAAAUUUCUCCCCUGGUAUGAAUUCAAAAAUUCAUUUAAAAAAGCCUCCAUGUUAUCAUAACAAUACUCUUCCAUAACCAACACCCUUCCCCACUACAUAAAAUGAAUGUAGUUUUACAUGUAUUUAAUAAUGCACCUGACAGUGCCUUCUGGGUUUUCAUAACAUCUCCUCUCAUCAGCUGAGUCCCCACUCCCCCUCUUGAUAUUUCAUGAAUUGUGCAAUCAACAUGUUGCAUACAUUUAUCGAUAAUUCCCACAAAAAUACUGGUCAUAAUGUAAAAAAAAUUCUUUGUUUUUAUUUAUACUAUAAUAAUGGGCAUUGAUGUUCAGUUGGGUCUUUAAAAUCUGUUACCUUAUUUUUUUCAUGCAUCAUCAAUAAAGUAUUUAUGCACAAGUAUUGCAGUGAUUGUUUGAGUCCUCAACAUGGCUGUAUUUUACUCAAAAUUUAUAUAGUUGGGUACUUGUCUUGUUUUAAGUUGUUGUUUAUUUUUACCGUAAAUUAUAUUUUUAAUAUGGUAAUGGUUUCUCUUUUUUCAUACAUGAAGUGUUUAUAUAUAUACAAUAACAUGAUUUUAUGACAUAAUAGGUCAAUGGUUGACCUUUAUUACAUUUUAACACAAUGUUUUAUAUAGUUUUAUGGAUAAUUUGUUAAAGACUUAUUAAAUUUUAUUAGUGGUGUAUAAGAAUUUGUUAAGUUUGUAAGAUCUUUACUUCAAAGAUUAUGUUCUUUUGCAUUAUAAUGUAGCAAAUACAAUGUAUAAUGUGGAAUUUGAAUAAAGACUGAAAUUUAUAAA
Molecule: messenger RNA, 2023 nt
Organism: Magallana angulata
Lineage: Eukaryota; Metazoa; Mollusca; Bivalvia; Ostreida; Ostreidae
Product: UBX domain-containing protein 8-like
Exons: 7
Coding region: 111-905 (264 amino acids)
Cellular component (GO): endoplasmic reticulum
Molecular function (GO): ubiquitin binding
Source: RefSeq, a predicted model, not a curated record